This is a messenger RNA of Bipolaris sorokiniana ND90Pr, 1605 nucleotides long. RefSeq lists its product as uncharacterized. The record is from RefSeq and is a predicted model, not a curated record. The coding region runs from base 260 to 1492 and encodes 410 amino acids. NCBI's taxonomy places the organism in Eukaryota, Fungi, Ascomycota, Dothideomycetes, Pleosporales, Pleosporaceae. The transcript is spliced from 2 exons.
GCUCGGUGGGUCCUUCGGGACCUAGUAGCUGCUCCCGGCUACCCCAGGGCUUAGCGCUGCCCAUCAUCAUGGCGACGUCACUCCCAGGACGACGAGCAGUUUGCUACAAGAGAUUUCAAGGGCCUUUAAAUCUCUGGGUCCCUUCUAAAUCUUCCAAAUUCACUCCUCCUAUCAAGAUACCCAAUUUCUCCUCGCCUUUGUUUUCAAAAAUACCCUCAUCGAUACCAUUUCAACCAGACCCAUUCACAUACAUCUCAAAAUGUUUUCAAGACAAGCAACGCAGAAUGCACGCUUUGCGGCUCGCUGUGCACGUCGCCCGGCUGCUCGCGUAGCAAAUCCCCAGUAUCGCGCCCAACACCCGCGCUUCCAGUCAACCCAGACAGCUAGCUCCGGUAACUCGGGUGCUGGUACACAUGCCGCAGUUGGUGCUGCUUCUGGUGCUCUUGCCGCUAUCACCGUCGGCUAUAUCUUUUACAGACAAUCGGGUGCCCGGGAAGUUGUCGUGGCCUCCAAGACUGCACAAGGCUACGUCAAGUCGGCUUCACAAAAGAUCAAGGAGCAGACUCCCGAGCCAAACGAGGCGCUACAAUGGCUUCGUCAGGCCGCUCAGAGUUAUGCUGCGUUCAUCCCAGGUGCUAAGGGCUACGUUGACUCUGCCUUUGAUGAUCUCGAUGCCAUACGAGCGAAGCACGGCAACGAAGUCGACAACAUUGUGCGCGAAGCAUACGAUGAGAUGCGACAAGUUCUUGGCAAAGGCGACAUGAGCCUUGUCACUGCACACCAGACCUGGGACGUCAUUACCAAGCACAUGAGCCGCAUUGCAGACCUUGCCGGCGACGCUUCACAGCAAAUCAUGGACAACCACCCACAACUGAAGGAGAAGUUGGGCGGCAACAUCGACAAGCUCAAGGAGUACGGCGACAAGUAUGGCCCUGAAGCAAAGAAGGAAGUCGACAGGACCUGGAAGCAGAUCAGUGACGUUGUCAAGACUGGUAUGAGCGCCGGUAACAUUGAGAAGAUCAGGAGCAUAGUGCAGGAGAAGAUUGAGAAGCUGAACAAGAUGGGUGACGAGGCGUGGAAGAAGGGUAUGGAGCAGGCAAAGCCUUAUCUUGACAAGAAUCCACAAGUCAAGAAGCUUGUGGAAGAGAAUGCCGAUGCGCUGAAAGGAGGCAACGUUCAAGAGCUGUACCAGCGCGUCAAGUCAGCCGUUGAGAAGGGCGACACCGGUGACCUUCAGUCGUACAUCAAGAGCGUCGCAGACAAGGCCAAGGAUGGUGGUUUUGGCGACUACGAGCAGUACCUCAAGAAGAUUCCCGGUGGUGACCAGAUACUACCCAAGCUGAGCCAGCUUCAAGAAGUGGCCCAGAAGCAUGGCGAUGAGGCACAGAAGCUUCUCAAGGAAGCCGUUUCGGAGAUCUCGGAGAUUCUGCAAAAGAAGGGUGACGAGGCACAGAAGCUUGCUGAGAAGGCCAAGGAGGACUCGAAGAAAUAGAGUAUUGACCUCGCAUCCAUUGCAUCAAAAGCAAAUGAUAUGAAUGAAAUAAUUCAACACUAAGACAUGCGUGAACAAGCACUACUCUUGGACUAUCAAUACUUCCCUACCUC